Messenger RNA from Colletotrichum spaethianum, 2076 nucleotides. RefSeq names its product alpha-galactosidase 2. Gene Ontology annotation, biological process: carbohydrate catabolic process. The transcript has 2 exons. Bases 1 to 2076 code for a protein of 691 amino acids. Gene Ontology annotation, molecular function: alpha-galactosidase activity. The record is from RefSeq and is a predicted model, not a curated record. NCBI's taxonomy places the organism in Eukaryota, Fungi, Ascomycota, Sordariomycetes, Glomerellales, Glomerellaceae.
AUGACGGGUGAUCUUUAUUCGGACCACUUUGGAGGCUCGGCGACAGAGAGCAUGGCGAUGCUGUCUCCGGAGAUCAACGGCUGGGUUGAUAUGAUCGGUCGAGUUAGACGGGAGUAUCCCGACCUUGGCCGUGGGGAUUUCCGCAUCCCCGCAUUGCAAAUUCGCCAGUCUGAGGGUUACACCGUCAGUGAUCUCCAAUAUCGAUCUCACAGAGUCGCGCAAGGAAAGCCUGGCUUGCCGGGUCUGCCCUCAACCUUUGGCACUGAGGAUGAAGUCUCUACCCUCGUCGUCUCCCUUUACGACAACUAUAGCUCCAUAGCCGUCGACCUUUCAUACUCCAUCUUCCCCAAAUAUGACGCCAUCGUAAGGAGCGUCAACAUCACCAAUCAAGGCCAGGGCAACAUCACCAUUGACAAAGCCGCAAGCCUCAGUGUUGAUUUGCCAUUUGGGGAUAUGGAGAUGAUCGAGUUGAGAGGAGAUUGGGCCCGAGAGGCUAUGAGACUUCGACGGAAGGUCGACUAUGGGACACAAGGUUUUGGGAGCACAACUGGAUACUCGUCCCAUCUCCAUAAUCCAUUCCUGGCGCUCGUGUCUCCAGAGACCACUGAGUCCCAGGGCGAGGCGUGGGGAUUUUCUCUCGUUUAUACUGGCUCCUUCUCCGUCGAGGUCGAGAAAGGAUCCCAAGGCUUCACCCGUGCCAUGCUUGGCUUCAACCCGUAUCAGCUUUCCUGGCCUCUUGGACCGGGACAGUCUCUUACGACUCCGGAAGUGGUGGCCGUGUACUCGCAAACCGGAGUCGGUGGCUUGUCACGAAAGUUUCACCGUCUCUAUCGGAACCAUCUUAUGAGGGGCAAAUACGUUGCCCAGUCUCGUCCAGCACUGCUUAACAGCUGGGAGGGGCUCUACUUUGAUUACAACGAGAGUACUGUCUACAAUCUCGCUCAGGAAGCGGCGAAACUCGGUGUCAAGCUCUUCGUCCUGGAUGACGGAUGGUUUGGCGAACAAUAUCCCCGGCUGAACGACACUGGUGGUCUUGGCGACUGGGAGGUCAACCCGAACCGCUUCCCGGAUGGCCUACCCGCUCUCGUCAAUAAGGUUACUGACCUUCGGGUCACGAACUCGUCAGAUGAUCUACUUUUCGGACUCUGGUUCGAGCCUGAGAUGGUCAAUCCUAAUUCAACUCUUUACAACGAGCAUCCCGACUGGGCUCUCCAUGCUGGCAACUAUCCCCGAACAAUUAGACGGAACCAGCUCGUGCUUAACGUGGCGCUGCCAGAGGUCCAGGAAUUUAUUAUAGAGUCAGUCUCAAAAAUUCUUUCAAGCGCCCCUAUUUCAUACGUGAAGUGGGACAACAACAGAGGCUUCCACGAAACCCCCGUUCCAGGCAUCGGUCACUCCUACAUGCUGGGCAUAUACCAUGUCUUCGAGGUCCUUACAUCUCGAUUCCCAAACGUCCUCUGGGAGGGUUGUGCAUCCGGCGGCGGCCGUUUCGACCCUGGCAUCCUUCACUACUUUCCCCAGGUUUGGACAUCCGACAACACCGACGCUCUGGACCGCAUCUCCAUCCAAUUUGGCACGUCCCUCGCGUACCCGCUCUCUGCCAUGGGAGCCCACGUUUCGGCGGUGCCCAACCAUCUCACCGGACGCACGAUUCCCAUAAAGUUUCGCGCACACGUCGCGAUGAUGGGCGGAUCUUUCGGUCUGGAACUGAACCCCGCAAAGAUUUCUGACGAGGAUAAGGUCCAGAUCCCUGAUUUGAUAGCACUCGGUGAGCGGGUCAAUCCCAUUGUGAUCCGAGGUGACUUGUGGCGCCUCAACCUGCCCGAGGAUUCGAACUGGCCAGCCGCUAUGGUCAUAUCUGAGGAUGGAUCACAGGCUGUGCUCUUCUACUUCCAGGUGCGCGCGUUGUACAACCACGCCUUGCCGCGACUUCGUUUGCAAGGAUUAGACCCGGCAGCGUCCUACUCGCUGGAUAACAACGGCACCUUCUCUGGAGCAACAUUGAUGAGCACCGGAGUGCAAUACGCCUUCGAGGGGGAUUAUGAUAGCCGUGUUGUGAUCAUCCAGAAAGUUUGA